UGCCGUAGGCGUGGAGGCAAGAUGGCAGCCCCCGCCUUCACCCGUGCCGUGAGAGCCGCGUCAGGAAUCUUACGGCCCCUGAAUAUUUUGAUGUCUUCAGCCUAUGGAAACUGUGCCAAGAAUGCCUGCCUUAGUUCUGUACUGUCCACCCGACAGUUUCGUUAUAUGCAGACACCAUUUGUUUCAUCUGCUCCCAGACUUACCACAUCCGUCAGGAACCUGACAUGUGGGCAUACUGCAACAAUCCUCAAUAGAGUGACCCCCUGGCUUUCAAAUGUCCUGAAGCUACCAGUCAGAACUGUAACGUACUUCAGCGCACAAAAAGGCAAGAGAAAGACUGUGAAAGCUGUCAUCGAUAGGUUUCUUCAAUUUCAUUCUGGCCUUUGGCUAAGGAGGAAGGCUGGUUAUAAGAAAAAAUUCUGGAAAAAGACGCCUGCAAGAAAAAGACGCCUGAGGGAAUUUGUGUUCUGCAAUAAAACCCAGAGUAAGCUCUUAGAUAAAAUGACAACGUCUUUCUGGAAGAGGCGUAACUGGUAUGCUGAUGAUCCUUAUCAGAAGUAUCAUGAUCGAACAAACUUGAAAGUAUAGACCAAAAAUUUUAUGAUUCUCAGUUAUUGAAUAUGUAUAUUUGUGUAUGUGAUGUCUUUGCAAAAAUGAGUAAGUUAAUAUUUGAUAUAAAUUAUGCCAAUUGGCAUGGAAACAUAUGAUACCAAUAUUAAACUAUGAAAGUUUUAAAACUUAAUGGAUUAAAUAUUCCCAGAUCUGUUCAAGAACAGACAAGUUUAAAAUUGUUGAUUAUUUUAACAAAUGGUAAUGGCUUAAUUAGUUCUUCCAGUUAGGCUUAUUUAGUUGCAAGGAAUCCAAGUUAGGACAGACAUAGGAAGACUACAAAAAGCAAGUUAACUGAAGCAGUGUGACAUUAUUUUAAGGGUGCGUACCUGGAAACUCAGGAACCACCCCACCAGCCCCAUCUCCCACCAGAACUAACCGCCAGGCAUCCGGAAGAGCAGAAAUUAUAUUGAUCCACCUCUAGAGGCCUCAGCAACAGGA
Molecule: messenger RNA, 1050 nt
Organism: Manis pentadactyla (Chinese pangolin)
Lineage: Eukaryota; Metazoa; Chordata; Mammalia; Pholidota; Manidae
Product: 39S ribosomal protein L35, mitochondrial-like
Exons: 1
Coding region: 22-588 (188 amino acids)
Biological process (GO): translation
Cellular component (GO): ribosome; mitochondrion
Molecular function (GO): structural constituent of ribosome
Source: RefSeq, a predicted model, not a curated record